Molecule: messenger RNA, 1807 nt
Organism: Labrus bergylta (ballan wrasse)
Lineage: Eukaryota; Metazoa; Chordata; Actinopteri; Labriformes; Labridae
Product: proton channel OTOP3-like
Biological process (GO): proton transmembrane transport
Cellular component (GO): membrane
Molecular function (GO): proton channel activity
Source: RefSeq, a predicted model, not a curated record
AUGAAUACGGAUUCAGAUCCCGGAGGAGUCAUAGAGCUGGAUUCACCUGCUGAUGAACCGGUUCAGAGCUCAGAACAUCAGAAUGAGGAGCAUGACUCGGACUCGGUGGUGCUUUGGGUUCCCACUGGAAGACGUCUGGUCUCGGGUCUGCUGGGUCUGAACGCGGUGCUGCUGGGGGCGGCUCUGUUGGUCGGGAAUGCUUUGAACCCCACGGCGCUGAAGAACCUGGAGCCUCAGGUGUUCCUGCUGCUGCUGAUGGGGGUCAGCGUGGUCUGGAUGCUGUGGUACCUGCUGUGGGCCCGGAGACAGCCCGGCUUCUGCACACACAAGGACCACCAUGCCGGGGGAGGCCCUGUCACCUUUGUCGUCCAUCUCUUUGCUGUGUUCAGUCUGCUGCUGUACGUCUGCAGGAUCGGAUAUUUCAUCAACACGAGGGCGUGUAAACCUGCUGCUCAGGUGCUCUCUCCGUUCAUCGAGGCUUUGUUUCUCACUCUGCAGACAUAUUUACUGUGGGCUCACUCCAAAGACUGCGUUCAAAAACACAAGAUCAUCACCAGGUUGGGUCUGAUGGUGAUCCUCUCGGCUGACCUGCUGCUGUGGCUGAACGCGGUGACGGAGGAAACCAUCCACGUGGAGAUGAAGUUGGAAAAAGAGGGCGGUCUUCAUGUCAGCAGCAGGAACUCAUCAGAGUUAGCAGGAUUUGCAAACUCGACUUCCUGCCACUGCAGAGUGAGCGCCGCCUGCCUCGUCUUCAGGAAAGCCAUUGAAAUCCUCUAUCCCUUCCACAUGGAGUAUUACUUGAUGGCGGGCUGCAUGAUCUACGUGAUGUGGAAGAACGUGGGCCGCAGGACGAGUCCAGGUGACCACCACCACGUCGCUCAUAAGCUGACCCUCCGUGCGGUCUACGACGGCGAGGUCUUUUACGGCCUCGUGUUCGGCGGCUUGGUCCUCAUGGUGGGCGUCGUCAUCUUCAUCCUCUAUCACAUUUUUGUGAGCCUGCCCCGCCAUCGCCUCACCGCCUUCCUCCUGUUCUACGGUUACCACCUGGCCGUCAUGCCCCUCAUGUCUCUGUGCAGCCUGGGCGGGACACUCGUCCAGCGGGCGGAGAGGAGGGCGAGCGUCGGGGGGCGCGACCCCACGCGGAGCCUGGACGUGAUCCUCCUGCUCGCGACGGCUCUCGGUCAGCUCGCCCUGGCUUACUUCUCUCUGGUUGCGGCGCUCGCUGUGGGGACCGAGGGGACUCUGGGGGACCUGGACCUGUCUUACUCUGUCCUCAGCCUGCUGGAGCUCAGCCUCCAGAACAUCUUCAUCAUCAAGGGGCUUCACAGACACCCGAGCCGCUUCACCAAGAAGAAGGAGAAGCAGUGGAGCAACUUUUUCAAGCCAAAGAAAAAGAAGGCCGCUGAUCUGAUCCCUGAGGAGAGGAAGACAGAUACCACGGUCCUGGAGGGGAAAACAUCAGCUGCUGCUCAAGAGCGUGAUGGGAAAAAACCCGGGAUGAAACGAGCGAUUCAAGAAAUCUGUGCGUUCCUCAUCCUCUCCAACGUCAUGCUGUGGAUCAUCCCCGCGUUCGGAGUCCACCCUCAGUUCGAGAACGGCAUCGGGAAGCGGUUCUUCGGCUUCAGCGCCUGGUUCGUUCUGGUGAACCUGAGUCAGCCGCUCGGCGUUUUCUACAGGAUGCACUCGGUGGGCGCUCUGAUGGAGCUGCUCCUCGAUGCAUGAUGAGCAGACACCAGACCCCCAGAACUAAACGGAUCAGGGACUUCUUCUUCUUCUUCAAGGAACUAAAAGGUUCCUGUGGCCCAUU